Owenia fusiformis is the source of this 2644-nucleotide messenger RNA. Lineage: Eukaryota; Metazoa; Annelida; Polychaeta; Sabellida; Oweniidae. The record is from the annotation of a GenBank genome assembly.
UUUUUAUUUUUAAAUAUGGCUGCACACAUGAUUUUACAAAUCGACGUAUUUUAAAUCAUGCAGCUAUUUGAUCUAGCUGUUGAACUACUGGAGGAAGUGUUCACUCAACUAGAUGGCGUUUCACUUGCUAGAGUAGCGAGCGUGUGCAUGCUCUGGAGGAACAUAAUGUUGACUCUUCCAAAGCGUCGUGGAGUCUGGAAGACUGUGUGUCUGCGAGAAAUAAAUCUUGAUGUCCUCAUCCAGAUCACAGGAAUAUAUAAGACAUCAAUUCACUCAGCAACUACAUCAGAGGUUCUGUCCUGGGAGUUCUGGCGAGAUGUGUAUAGGACAUGGUAUUGUGGUGUACACAUUACACACUGGGAGCGACUAGAAACAGUAAUAUGUUGCAAAGAUAAUGCUGUGGGACCUCCAAACUGUGUCAGAAUUGGAGGGGAUGUUGUACUGUCAGGACAUGAGAAUGGCUUAGUGAGAACCUGGGAUGCUCUAUCAGGUCAGUCACUAGACAUACCAGAUACAACCAGUCUACAUCAGCAUCAUGGUCCCAUCUCUGAUAUGGUCCUACAUAGGAUAGAUCCACUGGAGCUUGAUUCCGAAAUGGUUAUUAACAAGGUGGAACAUGUUUAUGACAUUGUGUGCACAUCAUCCAGAGAUACAACAAUUUCAUUUGUUAAACUUCAUGAUAGCACAUGGACAUAUAAGCUGAGGCACCACUCUGAACCUGUACAUUCUGUAAGUUUGUUUGGGGACCACCUGCUUACAUGUGCAGAUGAUAGUGUUGGUAAUGGAAAUGUCCUGCUGGCCAUGGACACAUUUGUGCAAUCUUGUAACGUCACAGUUGAAGCAUAUCUACAUGGAUUUAGCAGCUCAUCGUCCAAUGUCUGCAGCAAGAUAUGGAGAAAUCAGAUCAUAUUAGCAGAUGGACAGUUUGUGAAAUGGGCAGAUUUGGAGAUCGACUCUUUAAGACAAAGAAAGACAGAAGACAAUAAUGACAAUGAUAUGGAGGCAAAUGUGGAAAAACAUAUUCCACAUAUAGAACCAGUGACUAUUAACAGUCGCAACUUCAAGUCUUGGGUGUCAGAUAUCAUAUUCCGAGGCCAGCUCAUGAUAUGUAUCACAGGAGAUGGCCUGUUACAUAUGUGUGUAGAAGAUGAGGAAAAAAGCAUCAACACAAUGGAACUUUUCAAAGCUGGGGCCACUAAGAUAUCUAUGUUUGGACACCUGUUUGCAAUUGGGCUCACAAAUGGAGUAGUUUUCCUUCUGCAUUUCAACUUGGAGCAUGACCUGAUUAGACGCAGCUUUUACUCUCAACCACACACCACUGUCAGAAACAAGGGAGAGCCAAUCAAAUCCUUGGAUAUUUUGGAUGACGGAGAGGGACCUGUCAUUGCCAUAGCAACGGAAUCUCAGAUAAAAAUUGUGAGAUGGUUCCCACCCUAGGAAUGAUUAACAUAUUUACAGUGCUGUAUACUGAGGGGUCUUAAGUGUGGCAUAUUCUCCCACUGUACUCCUCCUAUCAAGCCAGCAGAUGAAGGCUUUUACUCCUCUUUAGUUCUGGAGUUGAGCAAUCUCCCAGCAUUUUGUUCAGUGCGAUCGUGCCUCAUUUCUUAGUAAGGUACGCAACAAACAAAACUGCUUUUGGAGAUACCUGUAUGGGAGGUGAGAGGUGAAAAUAACAGUGGUAUCCCCAUUAUGUGUAUAACUUCAGCUUCACACACUUUUAUGAUGGAACUCUUCAGGGGAACAUUGAGGUAUUUAAUACAUUAAAUAACAAUUAAGUUAUAUAAACUGAAUAAAUACCUUAUCUAACACACAGACCAAUUUAAGACCUGUGAAGAAAUAUUCAUUUGUGAAAAUGGGGUCCACUUGUAAUACUGAAUUUUGAAAUAUGGAAAGGCAUUGUACCAAGAGGUGUUAAUCCAGCGCAAGUUUUACUAUAAACCGCAAUAUUUUAAGUUAUAUAAAUAUUGCAGUUAAAGCUUGGAGAUAAUGGAUUGUAAAAGUGUUAUUUGAAAAUCAACUAAUCUACUCAGAAAAGCAGGGCAAAAAUAAGUUUUCUUCCCAGAGAGAUUCGUAUGAUAGAAUGGCAUAGACCAAGACAGAUCCAUGUUUUUAGUAAUGAUAUUGUUGGUACAUAUACAUUGAAAAGUAAGUGAAAAACCAACAUAUCUGGUAAUACAUACUCUAUUCUGAUGGAUGGACACGCCAUAAACAUUUACAUGUGGGAGGCCAUCUCGACCGUUAUAUCAUUAAAACUUUGAUACUGGUAGAUUUAAAUUACAUAUAAAGGAACAUGUAAUUUAUGUUUCACCAUUCACAUAAAUGAUGUACAUGGCAAUAAAUCAUAAUUCACAAAAUAACAUCCAAAUAGAGAGGAAUCGUGUAGGCUCAGAUCAUCCUUGGUCCAAGGGCAUUUCAAUUCUUUCCAUAGCUGAUGAAGCCCAAUUUUGAAGGAUGGUUCAGAUUGUAUGGAGAUAAUGUAUGGAGACAGUCUAAUGGAUGGCAAUCCAUUUGAUGUGUUUGUUAUCAUUUGAUUAAUAUGUUAUGAAACAUCAUUUAGGUGAAUGAUCAUAUUUUUGAGCUGUGCAAUAAAAUUUUAUCAAAAUGGGACAGAAUGUGCAGGAUUUAAUUUAAUGAUUUAAAAUUG